Mizuhopecten yessoensis (Yesso scallop) is the source of this 5053-nucleotide messenger RNA. RefSeq names its product zinc finger BED domain-containing protein 1-like. Gene Ontology annotation, molecular function: protein dimerization activity. The record is from RefSeq and is a predicted model, not a curated record. The transcript has a single exon. The coding region runs from base 1656 to 3719 and encodes 687 amino acids. NCBI's taxonomy places the organism in Eukaryota, Metazoa, Mollusca, Bivalvia, Pectinida, Pectinidae.
UUUGAAAAGUUUUCAGCAUUACAAAAUAUCUUACAAUAGUAAAUUUCACACUCACAUGUUCAUUCUUGCAACUUGAUAUCUUGCGUCGGUCACAUUGACUUUAUAUGCAUUUCCAAUUUCCCAUACAUAAUUGUUUAAAUGUCUAAUUUGUUUUUUCAAUUAAAUGCAAUGAUUUUCAUAUAAGUAUUAAAAUAGUUAAAACAGGGAUAGUUCCACUACUUAAAAUACGUGUAUACAUUGUAUACCAACGUACCAAUGUAUAGUCAGUCACAGAUAGGGAAUCUUAACAUGGUUAUGGGAAAUUAGAUAUUUGGCUUGUUUGUAGAUUCUAGACUAAAGUUUUUAGCCAAGUUUCAUGAAAAUUCACAGAAAUAUUUGUGACCUCAAUCUUUCGAAACCAUUUGAAGAAUAAGGUCGUCAUAUUUUAAGUUCAGUGUCAAAUCUAUAGCAUUGUAGAUUGCUUUUUUUUAGAUUGUUUAUGCAUUACCAACUAAAGUUUUCAACCAAAUUUCAUGAAACUUCAAAGUAAUUACUGAUAUCUAUCUCUCGGGACCGUUUGAUGGCCAAGGUCAUGUGUCUAAGGUUAGCAAAGGUCACAGCAUCAGAAUCUUUGUCAUCGCCUGCACUGCUUGUUUUCCAUUACUAUCACACUAUCACUUUGUGACUCCACAAUCAUGUCAGCGGGUGUUAUGUGCCGUUUGUAGAGUUAGGACCACACUCGGCUUAUCUGGUUCUGCUGUACUUACCUGUACGACAAUUAUCAGUGAUAAUUGUAUGGGGCCAAAACACAAUGUUACAUGACAUGCUAGUUUUUGCUACUUAUCACCAUUUAUCCGGAUCACUAUCAGGGGUGUAACGAGCCCUUGGUCGGAGUGGAUUCAUUAAGGAGCGGGGUCCAUACAGGGCUUUGGUAGGGGACAAUUAAUGGCCACGCGCCUGUAUCUGGUACACAUACACACAUACAUACAUCGCUGUCGAUUUCACCUGUAGUGCAAAGGUCAAAGGACAUGACAGGUCAGCGCAGAAGGAAUGACGAUAUGUAUAUAUAAAGGUUGCUUCGGGCUAAAUACACUGUAAGGCCCUUUACAUAUAUGUAUCAGUGCAGAACAAUAUAGCCGACGGCGAUAUGUGCACAAGCCUGUGGAUGCAAUAUAGCUGUAACUCCUCCUGUCUUGUCGAUUGUUUUAACAUCGCCUCUUCACUAUACAUUGAUUGGAAUGGAAUUCAGAACACAUAUGAGUACUGACUGGUAGCCUGAUCACACGAGUGUACGUACCAACGAUUGAUAGAUACGAUUUAUCGAAAAUGUCAGAUGCAGUCUGAUCGAUCGUCUGCUAUCUCCAGCCAAGCGAUUCACCUGCCGCGAGCGUGAUAGCGCCAACCCACUAUUAUCGUUAUCACACCCAGUCGAGGCCGGUCUGGUGUAGACGACACUAAAUUGUGUACUAUCGGCCCACUAGACCGUGUUCACCAUAGUAACGUGUGUUAGACUGUUCCACUUUUUAAUCAGCUUGUGAACAUAUGUGGGGCUAAAUAUAGAAAUCGAUACAACACGCUGCACUGGCCUGGCAGACAUUUUGUUUGUGAUCGCGAUAAAUCGCACAUGAACAACAGAGCUAUGCACUAGGCAUUAGUGAGGCAGAUACAAGUUUACUAUGGACGCCAACACAACAACGAUUGACACGGAAAGGUUCGAAUAUAUGCAGGAGUAUACACAGAUAUACGAUUUUCCCGGGAAAUCUAAAAGCACAGUAUGGAAAGACUUCGGGUUUUAUAAAUCACCCGAUACUGGGUGUUUAGACAAAACCAGUGCUGUGUGUAAGAUUUGCUGCGCUCUCGUGAAAUACUGUGGCAAUACAACAAACCUUCACACACAUCUCGCCAAACAUCGACCUAAGCAGUAUAGCAACGCCAGGGCUAUCAAAUACGAUGAAGUGGUAAUGUCUAUCGACGAAGCAAGUUUUAAUCGUGAAGGGAGUGCUGGGUCUUCUCGAAGUCCACCGAGCUCGGAGACCGUGACGGCGACUAUCACGUGCGGAUCCCCUCCGGCGACAACGUUCCCCACAGUACAAACCAUUUUGAUGAACAGCAACCACGUCCAGUCACUCAACAAUUCACUGGCACAGUACUUAAUAGCAAAUCUACUUCCGCCCAGCGUGGUGGACAACACCGCCUUCCGGAACUUGAUGAGAGUAGCGGACCAGGGCUAUAACAUGCCUCCUAGUCAAUAUUUCUCGGAAUCGCUUAUUCCGCAGUGCUACAACGAAACAAAACAAAAUAUUCAGGGACUUCUUUCAAAUACUGAGAAUGUAACGAUCUCUACUGAUGUUUGGACAUCGAACCACACAGAAACCGAAUUCGUGACGCUUGUGGUUCACAUGAUUGACUGUAACUGGGAACCCCACUCCUUCACAUUGUUUACACUGGAAAUGGAUGAUGACUCUGACCGGAUGUCAACAACUUUACAAAGUAAGCUGCAGCACUGGAGAGUUCCAGCGGCGCCAGUUAUGGUGUCCAACAGUGAUGCCAGGAUAAAAUCAGCAACCGACAUUCUUGGCGUUCGGAAUAUCUCCUGUCUUGGCAAUGCCAUAAGUAUGGCAGCAAAUGACGUUUUAACGUCGUCGGGAGUACCAAAUACCAUUGAACAUUGUCGAAGCUUUGUUAAAGCAUUAAAUCGAAAUGGACGAGACAAAACAAGAUUCAGAAAAAUGCAACCGGAAACAGAUGACAUUGAACUCGACAGUACCGGAAAAUGGACAACCACUUUUGACAUGUUGCUGAAAAUAUGCAAGAAAAACGAAACAAUACAGUCGAUCAAACAGAGUGACGCGUUCACCACGGACACAAAAUCACAUGUCCCCAAUUCGGAGCAGAUCGAUAAAGUGAAAACGAUCAAAAACGUUUUAAGACCGCUAAGAACGGCUGCCAAACUUCUUUCCGACCAAGGACCGUCGACCGCGUCCAUGAUACUUCCGGUCCUACGCAAGCUUGAGUUGACUUUAGCUGUCAAGGAUGAAGAUCAAGAUUAUAGCACUCAAUUGAAAAGGAGAGUACUAGAUGUUCUCACGAGCUUAUAUCAAGAUUCUAACGUUCGAGAAUGCCUGUUGGUUAGUUCUAUCCUUGAUCCUAGAUACAAGGAUUUGAAUUUCGUUGAUUCAGCCGAACGAAAACAAGGCAGAGCUGAGCUUGCUGACGAAGCCACAGUGUUGUUCAGGAAAAGCAAGGGUGAACACCACGUUGAUCUAACAGUGUGUCACAUUAAACAGGAACCAGGGUCAGAAAACAGCUGUGUUGCUGCUUCAAAUGGUUCCAGCGUUUCCAUAGCGGCAAAGGAUACUUCGUCUGCAAAACGUCCGCGCAUCGAACAGGAUGUUGGUGACGAUGACGACUGGCUUGCAGAUGUCGUUAGUGUCAAAACCGAGCCAAAAAAGAGUAAAACGACACUCGAGGAAACAGUACUGGCCGAAAUCGACCGGUAUGUGUCAACAGAACAGACGACAACCCUGCCAUUGCAAUGGUGGAAGAAUCGCGAGGCAAUGUACCCGAUACUGUCCCGACUGGUGAAGAAAUAUAUGUGUAUAACGGCCACCAACGAACAGUAUGACAUGACAGUUAGUUCGGACCUUCAACAGAAAGCAUGGUUCAAUAUGCGCGCCAUGUUGCCACGCGACUCUGUGGACAAGAUGGUAUUCCUAAACAAAAACUUCUUUAAGUUCUAGAACAAUUAUCUGGAGCGGACGCGGUUUUCAACCACACUGGGAAGUUGUAUCUUUACUGUGCGGCUUUUGAAUUAUUUGUCUUUUGGUAAAUGUAAACACGAUUUGUCAAAGUGUGAAAGGAAAAAUAGCCACUCACUCCAGUAGAUAUAGAGUGAAAGAGGAAAAACACGAGAGCCUCGUUUUGAUGGUUACAUGUCCUCGGAAUGUACUGUAAGUUAGCAGUUGCAGUCGGAUUGAUUAAAACAAAUUAUUAACUUUCUGUCAAAACCGAAGUGUUCAAUAAUCAUAAUAAAUAUGCAAUGUUCUGUCACUUAAAUAACCGUUUUAAGUCCAGCUGUGUUUGAUAUGGUGACCCGUAUAAUUUAUCAUUGUUAUCAUUUAUACCAUUUUGCCAGUUUCUUACAUGGUAUAUCGUUCUCGAGAAAAUGAUAAAGUAACUCGAUUUUUUUUAUUUUCAUUUUUUCGAACUGAACCACAUACGCAGCGACAAGAUCCUAUUUUAUCGUCUUAAACCUAGAUGUUAUGUCAAAUAUUAUCAUAAUUUGCUCAGUAUUAUGUAAUUGAUUUUAUUUUACUUAUGAUGUAAUUUCUCCUAUCUGUCUUACUAUACUCUAAAUUAUCUUACUGACUCUGAUCUAUGCCAAAAGAACUUGAUAUAAUACUUGUUGUUUUAUGCCUUACUAGCAUGAUUUCUCAACUACAUGAACAGAACUAAGGCUCUAAACAAUUAAAUAUAUUAUGUUGAUGGUGUCGUUCUCUAACACAAUUAAAACUAGGUAUGUUAUGAAGCGACAUAGUCUCGUUCAACCAGACGCUUGAUCACAUUUAAUUAUCUGUUUGGCUUGGAUGCGAAGACAACAAGAGUUUGGUUGAACGAGACUAGAAGCGACAUGGCUAUUUCUACCGUUAUUCAUGUUGCUCUUAGCUCUGCUUAUAUUCAGUGACAAUGUGCUAUAUAUUUACUCCUGUAUAGUUUUUAAUACUUACAUGUAUAGGUUUUGGGGUACACAUAUUGGUUGUAUAAGUCAGGCACUUUUAUGUCUUACCUUUAUGCAUUAUAUCAAACUUGGUUUUCAUUUUUAAACCGUGUGUUCUUGCAUUACUUUGGUUUAAUUCAAUGCAUCAUGUGUUCGCAAAAGUCAGACAUUUUGUUUGUUUCACGUUAUAUAUUUGUUAGUAUGUUUGAGAAGGAGCUGUUAUCUUACUCUGUCCAUUUUUGGCCAGGGAGUAUGAUCGAAUUAGAUUGUCAUGUUGUGGGACAACUACAAUUUUACUUAGAGCGAAUUGACUACUGCUGUUAACGAUUUUUGUUAUCUAAAAUAAAAAGUUCAAGA